Molecule: messenger RNA, 1595 nt
Organism: Anoplophora glabripennis (Asian longhorned beetle)
Lineage: Eukaryota; Metazoa; Arthropoda; Insecta; Coleoptera; Cerambycidae
Product: serine protease inhibitor 3/4
Exons: 4
Coding region: 6-1283 (425 amino acids)
Molecular function (GO): serine-type endopeptidase inhibitor activity
Source: RefSeq, a predicted model, not a curated record
GUGAUAUGUCGGACCAUCGCUAUGAGAAAGUCACUCGUAGUUGGUUUUUCUAUUUAUACACCUGUGGAAAUAACGCAUUUUCGGUUGUUUUCUUGCUAGUAGGAGUCGUAGUAUCAUCAAACUUAAUUAUGGCUGAGGAACAGAAGGAAUUAAAGGCUGUGCUACAUGGAAAUGGGGAACUUACAAAGAACCUUUACAAUAUUUUGGCUAAGAAACCUGGCAAUGUAUUCUUCUCUCCCAUAAGUAUCCACGCAAUUCUCUCGUUAGUAUACCAAGGUUCAAGAGGUCGUACUCAAGAAGCGUUUACUAAAGCUUUAAAUGUGCCCGAUGUUAGAGUGGCUGCCAAGGGAUAUAAAGACGUUAUGUCACGUCUCAAUUCCGUGAAGGACGUAACUCUUCUGAUAGCUAACAAAGUAUUUUUGCAAGAAUCUUAUAAACUUCAACAAGACUUCAGCACUGUGGCAGUGCAGCAGUUUUCGUCUGAGGUAGAGCUAUUGAAUUUUAAACAGCCUAAAGUCGCCGCGUCAUCCAUUAAUACCUGGGUCGAGAAUAAAACCAAUAACAAAAUUAGAGAUCUUAUUAAUCCCGAAGACUUAGACGAUAACACAGUUCUGGUGCUUGUCAAUGCAAUUUAUUUUAAAGGCAAAUGGGCGCUCCCAUUCGACGUGCAUAACACUAGAACCGAAAAAUUCUACCUGAACGAUGUCGAUACCGUUGAUGUGCAGAUGAUGCAUAUAAAAAAGAAGUUUUUCUACAAGGAGGAUGCCAACUUGAACGCCAAAGUUUUAGAGUUGCCUUAUUCCAAUAAGAACAUCAGUCUGAUUGUCAUCCUGCCAAAUGAACGAAACGGUAUCGCAGAUUUGGAGCAGAAACUUGCGAGCACAGACAUAAUGAAGAUCACGGAGAAUAUGCACAAACCGGAGGUUGAAGUGGCUCUUCCCAAGUUCAAAAUCGAACAAACCAUCGAUCUUCAGGACUCUUUAACCGAGCUCGGACUCGGUGUCAUAUUCGAUCAGGAGAAUGCAGAACUCACAGGAAUCAUUGAGACUAAAGAACAAUUGUAUGUGAGCAAAGCGGUCCAAAAGGCAUUCAUUGAAGUAAACGAAGAAGGAGCGGAAGCAGCUGCUGCGACUGGUAUGAUAAUGGCAAUGAGAUGUGCUAUGCUGCCAAUGCCCGUGGAAGAAGUUAUUGUAGACCAUCCGUUUGGAAUCUACCUGAUUCAUAGGGAAGGUCCACUCGUGCAGGUGCUGUUUAGUGGACGUGUAAUUCAACCCAAAGUGUAAUACCUCACGGCAAAAGAUGCACAAUAAAAAACUUGUUAUUCGUCUGUUGCCUUUUAGGAAAAGAGUAAAAUUUGCUUCCCAUAAUUAUGUAUAUACCAAUUGACAGUAGAAGAUGCAUUUAAUUUUGUUUACCUUUGUAAUACUGUUGUUAUCGUUUUAAGUGACCACCGUUUAUUGAAAACUGAUAAUAAUCCUGAUUUUGUAAGUGUAGUUCAUGUAAACAGUCCAUCUGUAACACCAAGAGAUUAACUUAGCAAUUUUGUAUUAAUUUAUGUAUAAUUUAAUGUUGGAAAUAUAUGUGUAAAAAGAAGA